AUGCCGAAGACCAAACCAACACCCGUCGAGGACCUGAUAAUACCGCCGCAGGACCAAAAGAUAUGCGGAACGAUCUGCGUUUGCCAAAUGACAGCGGUUCUUAGCUGCGUCGCUAUCGUCUAUCUGACCGUAGCUAUCUAUAUGCCAUAUACCCGAGCUAUUGCUUCCGGAAUUGAUCCGACACCGAUCAUGUGCACAACAACAAGGGCUGUCAACAAAGAUAACUGCGAUUGGGGCUCGUGUGGCGAAUGGUGCUUGAGCAAAACGUCCGGUGCUUGCAUCCAAAUCUACGUCAACGUUAGAAACAAUGGGUCGUCACUACUUCUCUCUGAAUGUGGAAGCGCUGCUAACAAGACUUGCUAUGGUAUAGACCAGGAGAACGCCAAGAAGUACCACUGUAUUCGAGACGAGUGUAAAAAUCUUACUGGGACUUUUAAUUGUACUGAGGGGAAAUGUAUAAACAUAACGGACGCUUUUGAGUGCGCCUUCCGGGAUACGGAUCCACCGUUGAAAUGUUCUGGUAGAAGAGGCAAGAUAACGUGCAUAGAUGUCCACGGAUUGUUCUCAUGCAAUCGGGGGACAUGUCGAAAGAUACGUACGCCGUAUAACUGCGAUCGGCGAUGUGUCGAUAUUCCGACCCGCAACAAGAAUGUUAUAGUUUUAAGUGGGGAUAGGGUAUUUCUAGCAAGAUGUACGAAACUUGCUAAAGAAGAAGGCGGAGAAAUAGUAUGGACAGAUAACGGUGAAGAAGUUAUAAUGCUUUCGUGUCAUGCUGUUCAUAAUGGGACUUCGGGAGUGGUCGCUGUCGACUGUAUUAAUGCUGCACUAUUGCCUCGCACAGAAAUUUCCGAUUUAACCAAUUUUACCUACUUACAGUAUUUAUACACCUUAAAAGCCACACCGAAUAGAGUUAUAGCACCGUCCGAAGUUGAAUUAACUUUAGCUAAUGACAGCAGAUUGAUGAUUAACUUAGAAGGUUGUGUAAAUACGCUUGCAGACGAAUGCAAGGAUUUCCUUAAAACGUAUGGUAGAGAUGGAACAGAUCAUAAUGCAAAAGCGAGAUUCCCAUGUUUCCAUACAGAAAAUAAUCCGGAGACAGUUGUUGCGAGAUUUGAUCUGGACGCCACCUAUCGGCAAUUUAUAGUAGCCCUUAUACUUCCCACCGUACUGGUUGUGGUCUCGUGUAUAACGUUGAUGUUGUGUCAAAGGACGGUUGAAGUUGGUGACGAUGCUAAAAUGCGAUUCAAGGCCUGUGGUGGUGGACAGUCUGAGAUGCAAAUGCAUCCGAACGAUCCUGUUUCUCCCCUCUGA
Messenger RNA from Leptosia nina, 1311 nucleotides. NCBI's taxonomy places the organism in Eukaryota, Metazoa, Arthropoda, Insecta, Lepidoptera, Pieridae. The record is from the annotation of a GenBank genome assembly.